UGAGCCUGAAUGGUUGGAUGGUGUGCAGAAAAAUGGGGAAUUAUUUUAUUUAGAAUUGAGUGACAGUGAAGAAGAAAUUCUGCUUCAGAACAGCUGUCCAGAAAUGCCAGCAGUGAAUCAUGUCAGGUUUCGUGAAAAUGAAGCUGAAGUUAUUCAAGAGGGAUCACGAAAAGAAAGAAAGUAUGAACUGAAGAAAUUGGCCAAAAUACUGAAAAAGAAGAAUCUUUUACCAAAGCAUUCUGGUAAGAAAGGCAGUGGAAGCUGUAAUGUGCACUCCACUGGUCCUACUUCCAUAUUGAAACACCAGUCUGCUCAGAAAAUGGGUGUCAUUGUUCAGCAAAAAUACAAAGAUGUGUAUAUUUAUGUAAAUCCCAGAAAACUGUACAGUGCUGGAGAAGAUGAGCAGCACAGGCUGCUGGAGGCCUUAGUAGGGAUUGUCCAUCAGUCUUCAUGGAGCAGCAGAAGAGCGGAAAAACAAGGCAGGAAGGAUAAAGUUGUCAGAGGAACUGGUGAAGAGAAGCUUGUAGUACAUGGCUUGGUGCCAGGUAGUUCAGCAAUGAAAACGGGUCAAAUCUUGAUAGGAGAUGCUCUAGUUGCUGUAAAUGAUGUUGAUGUGAAUUCUGAAAACAUAGAAAGGGUUUUGUCUUGUAUUCCAGGUCCGAUGCAGGUUAAACUUACGUUUGAAACAUCAAUAUUUGAGCCUGAAGGAGCUUCUCAGCAAAGGUAUAAACAGGCACAGUCAAGUAUGAACAAUCUGGUUCGGCUGUUGUGGGGAGAAGAUGGUACAGACCUGCAACAGGCUAUACAAGACGUGCCUCAUAUUGUUAUGUUCCUCACAAUGAAACUGGACUCUGAAACAUCUAAGGAUGAGCAAGAAAUUCUUUAUCAGUACCCCAUAUCAGAAGCAUCCCAAAAACUGAAAAGUGUGAGGGGAAUAUUUCUCACACUGUCUGACAUACUGGAAAGUGUUACUGGUACCCAGAUUAUCAGUUCCUCCCUCUUCUUAUGUGGAAAACUGGUUCAAGUUGUUUACUGGAAAGAAUCUGACAAGUUGCUUGUAAUUGGCCUUCCUGAAGAAAAUGUGCCACUUUCUCAGCUGAGGAACAUGAUUGAAGAUGUUGUCAGGACCUUGAAAUUUAUGUACAGUUCUUUAGACAGUGCUUUUUGCCAGGUGGAAAAUGUUUCUCGCCUGGAUCAUUUUUUCAACCUGUUCUUCCAGCGUGCGCUUCAGCCUGCAAGACUCAAGUCAAACGCCAGUCCCGGUGCUCAACACUAUGAUACCUGCAGUGCAUUAUUCUUAGACAAUCUCCCAGGCUUGCGCUGGCUGACAUUGCCUCAGGAAAUAAAGAUGGAAAUUGACACAGCACUGAGUGAUCUGGAAGCAGCUGACUUUGCAGAGCUGUCUGAAGAUUAUUACGACAUGAGAAGAUUAUAUAUGAUUAUGGGCUCUUGUCUCUUCUACAAGGGUUACUUGAUUGGUAAUCACUUGCCAAAGGAAGAUCUUAUUGAUAUAGGUUUAUAUUGUCGGCACUAUUGUCUGUUACCCUUGGCAGCAGAACAAAAGAUUGGUCAGUUAGUGAUAUGGCGGGAAGUAUUUCCACAUCAUCAUAUCCAGCCAUGUGAAGAUUCAAGUUUUACGGGAUACAGGGAACCUGAAGGAAGAUACUUUUUACUGAUAGUAGGCUUGAGACACUUUAUGCUGUGUGUCCUGCUAGAGGCAGGAGGCUGUGCAUCCAAAGCUAUUGGGAAUCCAGGACCAGACUGUAUAUAUGUAGAUCAGGUCAAAGCCACUAUACUUCAACUGGAAGGAAUAGAUGCCAGCAUAGAGGAAAGGCUAGAUUCUCCUUCCAUUCCACCUUUAUCUUGCGCUGACUGGUUCCUUCCUGCAACGCGUGACAAAGUAGAGAGCUCGACCACCUCACCCAUCCUAAGCAAGCUACAAAAUACUUCCAAAUCAGUAACCACUCCAGCAAGCAAAAGGAGCCUAUUUGGAGACUCUUCCUUAAUGACACGUAAGCCGAGCCCUACGCGAAACAGUGGAGGACCAGACCACGGUACCGAAGGUCCUGCAGAAGAUGAAAGCAGUAAUCCACAGUGUGUAGUGGAUCAGGUCACUAGAAAAAAACAUACCCUACCAAAUCCAUUUCAUUUAGGAAACCUCAAAAAGAACCUUUCGGAGAAAGAUACAGAACUUAACACUAUCAAGUUGACAUCUGGUCCUGAGAAUACCCUCUUCCACUAUCUAUUUUUGGAAACAAUGCAAGGAAUCUUUAUAACGCCAACUCACAAAGAAGUAGCACAGCUCGGUGGCUCCAUCCACCCUCAGUUAAUUGAGAAUUUCUAUCGUUGCUGUCUCUCAAUUCGUUCCAUUUUUCAGCAGUCCAUGAGGAAAGAAAAGAAGAAAAAAGCAGGCAGUGGGAUUUCGGACUUUAGCGAGGCAGAUGAGGACCUAGAUCUGGUAAAAGAACAUGGAAUUUUGUUUGAGUGCUCUCCUGAUAACUGGAAUGAUCCGAAGAAACCACCACCAACAAUGAAUUACUGGGUUGUGGGGAGACUCACUCUACAUCCAAAACCUCAGGAGUGUUAUGUCUGUUUUCAUGACUCAGUCACAGAAGCUGCUGUUGAACUAGCCUUUAAACUGUCCUUUGGCUUAGCUACAUAG
Messenger RNA from Balearica regulorum gibbericeps (East African grey crowned-crane), 2662 nucleotides. Lineage: Eukaryota; Metazoa; Chordata; Aves; Gruiformes; Gruidae. The record is from RefSeq and is a predicted model, not a curated record.